Bombus pyrosoma is the source of this 1981-nucleotide messenger RNA. RefSeq lists its product as uncharacterized. The record is from RefSeq and is a predicted model, not a curated record. NCBI's taxonomy places the organism in Eukaryota, Metazoa, Arthropoda, Insecta, Hymenoptera, Apidae. The coding region runs from base 64 to 1923 and encodes 619 amino acids. The transcript has 2 exons.
AUGUGUUAAACAUCCGAAGAAGGAAAACAACGCGUUGGAUAAAAUUAUUUGGAAAGUAACAGAAUGAGUGACGCUGAGGAGCAACAGUUGACAGAACAAGUCGAUUCAUUGAGUAUCGAUCAACCCACAAGUAGUGGAGAAGAAAAGCAGCCAGAUACGCAGAACUUAAACAGUGACCAGAAGGAAGCGUACCGUAAUAUAUGCGAAAAAUUAGAUCAAAAUGGUAACUCAGUUAUCAUGAUCAAUGCUCCAAGCGAAACUGGUAAAACGUUCCUUCUGCGCACUUUGGCUAAAAACUACCAGAAAUCAGAGUUUAUUACAUUCCGGAAAGACCAGGCAAGUAAUAUUACAUUGGAGGGUAUACAGACGAACACGUUUGUGUCUUUUUGUACGCGUCACUUUAAUCUAACGUAUCAUCAAGCAAUUCAAAUGUUUCACACGUCCCGUAAAGAUAUGAUUGAAGAACUUUAUAAGGUAAUCCUGUACUCUAAAAAAUUUGUCGCUGAAGACACAUCCGUUCUUAUUUUAGACAUAUACACUAUACCCUCACCGGCCAUGUUGAUUCUAUUAUACAUACUGUCCCUUAAACAUAAGCUGCACUUAAUUUUUGCUGGAGAUGGUUUGCAAUUAAAUUCUAUCAGUAAAUCUGUAUUUCAUAAGGAAAGUAAUUAUUAUAUUAUUCAGAUAUUGCAGAACUUGACAAUAAGUAAUUUAAAUAAAAGCAUGCGAAUACAUGAUCCUGUGCUUCAAGAAAAAGUACAAAAUUUUUAUAAACUUCUGCAGCAAGUACAACUUGCUGGGAACGUUCCGUUGAAUUAUAACAUACGUUACUAUCUAUAUACUAUGUUUCGACCGCAAUAUCACGCUUCUGAGAGUUUUGAUACUAUUUACAUUGCUCAAACUCAUUGCAACAUUACAAGACGUUUAUAUCGCUACAUCCAUCAACUGAACUUGACUGGUACAACGUAUUAUGAAGCACCAUUUUGUUAUGGACUAGACAAAACCAAGUUCCCUCUUGAUAGUAGUAAUCCUGAUAGUCAUAAAUAUAAAUUUUUUCCCACCUUGCUGUUAGUACGAGGAUGUAAAUAUAUAUAUAUUACUGAAGAAGGUAUCCAUCAUGUUGUUCGCUUGAAGGAUAUACUGUUUAAAGACAAUGAAAUUGAGAGUUUGAUAAUCAGUUUUUUGAAAGGUACAAAAGACGUUGAAACAAUUAAACGGGUUAAGCUUAAUUAUUAUCAGAUUUUACCAGAUUAUCGUAACUGGUUAUGCAAAACCAGUAGAAUUGAUAAUAAAAAUGAUAUAUGGCAAUUUCCUUUACGUCCAUAUGUGCUGACAUAUCAUGCUACUGUAGGACGAACAAUCGACGAAGCGCCUGUAGAGCUUAGUGCCGAGUGUGUAUACGCUAAUUUCUUAUACGUUGGUCUUUGUUCUGUACGCCAGAAUUCCGAUAUUCAUAAAAUUCAUGAUGAACGAGAUCUGCCAGGAUACUUGAUCACGAAGUAUAUGGAAACUCUUUCAGCAAAUGAAGACAGUAAAGAAUACUAUUAUCGUUGUGAUUUGACCAAAAGUGAAAUUGAUGAAUAUAUUGAUAAGAAAGACGGCAAGAAUCUAGAUAAUAUCAAAUGGACGACUAUGAAUGAUAUACAUAAUUUUGAGAGAAGACGAACAGGCUUUAUCCGCAUUAAACGUAGUGAAUACCAGAAGUCCAACAAAAAAGUAGAUACACCAUUCAUGCAAAUUACAAAAUUUGUCAAAGAAAAUCGAGACGCGAUACUUCACACAAUUGAAAUCUCACCUUUUAAAGAUUUUGACAAGUAUUGCAAAAAGGAAAAGAAAAAGAAGGAGGGGGAACAGCAACAAGAGGACGAAAAAUCAGAUGCAUUAUGUUACUUAAUUGAUGAAUACAAUCAGUGGUUUAAUUAAAAAGGAAAAGGAUGAUACAAGGAACAAAGAAUGAAAAAGAUUUAAAAGAAUAAGUCUG